This is a messenger RNA of Vombatus ursinus (common wombat), 672 nucleotides long. RefSeq names its product N-acetyltransferase 8-like. NCBI's taxonomy places the organism in Eukaryota, Metazoa, Chordata, Mammalia, Diprotodontia, Vombatidae. The transcript has a single exon. The record is from RefSeq and is a predicted model, not a curated record. Bases 1 to 672 code for a protein of 223 amino acids. Gene Ontology annotation, molecular function: N-acetyltransferase activity.
AUGGCCCCCUGCCAAAUCCGGAGAUACCAGGAUCAAGACUGGCAUAUGGUGAGGGCCAUAUUCGCAGAUGGAAUGAUGCAGCAAGUUGUUGACAAUUUCUGGUAUCAGCUGAAACAGCCCAUAAGCUUCCUGCUCCUGCUGGGGGGCCCCGGGGCCCUGUUCCUUGGCUCUGGCUCCUUCCUCCUGUCUCUCCUGGCCCUCCUGGGACUCUUGGUUAUCCUGUGGCUGGUUGCUAGGUAUCCCUUCUCCUAUUAUGUAGACCACGCUCUGCACACUGACAUGUGGGACAUCAGGGCAUCCUACCUCAAUGACAAAGGAUCCUGUUUCUGGGUGGCAGAGUCAGGGGGUCAGGUGGUGGGCUUGGUGUGUGCCUGCCCAGCACAAGAGGUUUCAGGAAGACAGAAAAAUCUGGAGCUGCUACACUUAUCUGUGAGACAGGACCAUCGGGGCCAGGGCAUCGCCAAGACCUUGAUUCAGACUGUGCUCCAUUUUGCUCAGGACAAGGGGCACAACGGUGUUGUCCUGACCACUGCCAGCUUGAAUUACCCAGCAAGAAGACUGUAUGAGAGUCUUGGCUUCUGGAAAUCCCAUGAAACACUGAUGGCAUUGAAAUGGUCCAUCACAGCCAUUUCUUUAGCUCAUUACAAAUACACCUUAUCCCUCUGUUCCUGA